AUGGCGGAGACAUAUGAGUGGGUGUUGAGGACUUGGCUACAUUGCAUGGGGGGUAAAGCUCCUAUCUCAAUCCUUACGGAUCAAGAUCUAACGAUUAGGAAAGCUGUAAACUUGACUAUGCCUGAGAGUUGCCAUAGGUGGUGCAUAUGGCACAUACUUCAGAAGUUUGGGAGGUAUGUUGGUAAGCAUGAGGACUAUAAAGUUGUAAAGGAUGAGUUUGAAAAUAUCAUUUAUGGUAGUUUAGAUGCUGAUGAAUUUUUAGUUCGUUGGGCGGAGGCAAUUGAUUAUUACAAGCUGCAUUUAGCUACCGACUUCCCAACAAAGGAAGUGUUCCGGAAGUGUUACACGGAUGCCAAAUUCAAAGAAGUUCAGCAGGAGUGGAAGAGGAUGUUGUACGUACGUCACCUAGAUGACUAUGAAGUUGGUGAGAAUCAAGUUGAGUUUGUUAUUGAGGAUCGAGUGUGGAUCAAGCCAAAAUAUGCAAAGAAAGAAUCUGUGACUAAGAUUCAAAGAUGCUACAGGGUGUGCUAUAACAGUAAUACAUAUGAAGCAUAUUGUGACUGUAAACACUUUGAGUGCCAUGGAAUCAUUUGUCGACAUAUGAUCUUUGUGUAUGACCAUUGUGGUGUUUCCAUUGUUCCUAAGAAGUAUAUUCUACGUCGUUGGAGGAAGGAUAUUCAAAGGAAACACACUCGAGUGAAAGUAGCUUACCAUGGUCCACUUAAAACCGAUGACGCCAGGCAAUAUCACAAAUUCAUGGGGCUGUAUGAACCUAUUUUCUCAAAGGCUUCAUCUUGUAAGGAGGGUGAUGAGGCUAUGGCAGACUUGUUGCAAUUGAUGGACCUCAGAGUCUAUGAAGUGUUGGCAAUGGUUGCCAAAAGACAAGAACAGACAGCUAAGGAUAAUGAAAAUGAAGGUGAGGAUGGAUGGCAUACAAGUUCCACAACCGUUUGUGAAGAAUCUGGAAUCAAAGCUACAGAAACAGCAGGUGAUACCAAAGAUGCUGAUAUUGGCACAAGCAUUAAAAUGAAGGAAAGAAAUAAAGAGGUUUUAAGCAAAACCAUCAAAGAAGAGACUAUUCAGGCUAUUGACUUCUAA
Messenger RNA from Chenopodium quinoa (quinoa), 1098 nucleotides. Its product is annotated as protein FAR1-RELATED SEQUENCE 2-like. Lineage: Eukaryota; Viridiplantae; Streptophyta; Magnoliopsida; Caryophyllales; Amaranthaceae. Gene Ontology annotation, molecular function: zinc ion binding. The record is from RefSeq and is a predicted model, not a curated record. The coding region runs from base 1 to 1098 and encodes 365 amino acids. Gene Ontology annotation, biological process: regulation of DNA-templated transcription. The transcript has 3 exons.